AUCCGUGGCAUGCUUCCUGCCCAGGGAGUGGUUGUAUCAGUUCUUGGGUAGCAAGCGAACUGAAGAGUGUCUGCAACAUUAACAAUUUUGAAGAGUAUUAUCCAGUAGUAUUUGGUUUUUUGUUAUCACGUUCUGCAACGCAAUCUCCAGAUGUCUGUGAUCAUACUGCUGUUAUUGUGCUACGGCAUUCCUUCUGGGCAGCCACAGAAUAGCACAAGGCUACCAGAUCCACACGGUGUUCCACCACCCGAUAAUGGGAGCUAUAAAAGUGACCUGCUUCUGAACUGGCUAAUUUCGGGUUGCUCGAGCAAAACCUGUCACCCAGAGUUCCGCAAAGACCCGUACGAGUAUGAAGGAUUCGAUGGAUGGUACAAUAAUUUCGGACGACCAGAUCUAGGAGCGGUUGACACACCACUGUUAAGGAGAAGCAAAGCAGCUUACAGAGACGGAGUGUAUCAACCAUCAGGAUAUAACAGACCCAACCCAUUGGAAUUAAGCGAAAACUUGUUAAACGGAACUGUAGCAACGCUAUCAAACACUGGAAGAAACGCAUUUCUCGUUUUUUUUGGUCAGCAAGUCGUGGAGGAAAUUUUAGAUGCCCAAAGGGCGGCUUGUCCACCAGAAUAUUUCAACAUUAAAAUACCAGAAAACCACAGAUAUCUGAAAUUAAAUAAAGAGAUGCCGGUAUUGCGAACACGAUACGAUGCGCGAACAGGAUAUUCACCGAACAAUCCUCGUCAGCAGCUCAAUGAAAUCACCCCGUACCUCGACGGAGGGCUUAUCUACGGUACUACGAAAGCGUGGUCUGAUGUUUUGCGUACGAAUAAGGAUGGCAAAAUUGAGCCAAAAGGAUUGCUCGCAGCAUCGGACGACGGAUUGUUCCCAAUAAUAAACAAUGUUAGAUUGCCGAUGGCUAAUCCGCCUCCUCCACAUAAUCACAGUGAAUACAUUAACCGGCAUUACACCGAGAGAGUGGACAGAUUUUUCAGGCUGGGAAAUCCACGGGGUAAUGAAAACCCUUACCUCUUUACUUUCGGAGUGCUGUGGUUCCGGUGGCACAAUUACAUCGCAAACCACAUAAGUAAAUUCAACAAGGACUGGUCGAGUGAUAAAAUAUUCAAUGAAGCUAGGAAAUGGGUUAUCGCUUCCCAACAGCACAUCGUUGUAGAGGAAUGGCUGCCGGAAUGGCUUGGCAGCAACUUAGAACCAUAUAAAGGCUAUGAUCCCAGUGUGGAUCCACAGAUAGAUCAGUUCUUUCAAGCAGCUGCGUUUCGCUUCGGACACACUCUGGUACCAGCAGGCGUUCAAACGAGGAAAUCUGCAAAGGAUAAGUGUGGAAGAGGAAAAAUAAUACGAACGUGUAACAGUUUCUGGCGACCAAUGGAAGCUAUUUUAGAAGCAGUAGAUUACAAUACGUCGCUGAGCGUUGGCAUGGAGAGACUAAUAAUGGGCAUGACUGGACAGUUGUGCGAGACGGAAGAUCAUAAAAUUGUUGAGGAUUUAAGGGGCAAUGUGUUUGGACCACUGGAAUUUUCCAGGCGUGAUUUAAUGGCUAUUAAUAUUCAGCGAGCCCGUGAUCACGGACUUCCAGAUUACAAUACGGUCCGAGAGAUAUUCGGCUUGUCACGUAUCACUAAAGAAUCUGAAUUUGUACACGUCACCCGCGAGGCACAACAAGCGCUUCUAAAGCUCUACAAUAAAAAGUUCGACGACAUCGAUCUUUGGGUAGGUGGAAUAAUGGAGACUAAUAACGGACCUGGGGAGUUGUUUCAAAAAAUAAUAAAAGACCAGUUCCAACGCAUCCGAGACGGUGAUAGAUUUUGGUACAAUAAUGGAAAAAAUGGAUUAUUCACCGAACCUGAAAUAAUGCGUAUAAAACAAUUAUCUUUCUAUCAUAUACUAUUAGCCGUGACAGAUAUAAAGGCAAACGACAUUCAAAGACAGCUGUUCAAAGUUCCAACUCAAGAUGACGAUGUGAAAAAAACAUGCAACAAUGAAUUUAAGGAAAAAACGAACUGUUUUAACACAACUUCUUGUUUCCAUAUAACACCAAGACCUCAGGAAGUAAACAAGAUACCGUGUUCUCAACCGGGAACGUACGAUUAUUUUUCGACCAGUGACGUAUCGUUCAUACUGACUUUUCUUGGUCUAUCGGCAUUCAUAGUUGGACUUAUUGUCUUCCUGGGAGUAACGCUGGCAAUAAGACGCAAGAAAUUGAGAAGAGUAAUGCCAAUAAAUGUGCAUGAUGCUGACGAAAAUAUGGACCAUGUUCAUUCCGCCACUGAAUGGAUCAAUCACAGAAAACCACUACGACCUAUACUCAUAACGUUGAAUGUUGCGAGAAAAAAAAUCGAAGUGGCAAAUCAACACGGUUCUCCAUUGCGAGCUCUGGACAUGAAUCGCAACUUGGAAACAAAGAUUUACAUACCAACCGAUGAAGCUUACGUGAUGAUUAAAGUGGAACACAAUUACGAUCUUAUAAUAAAAUUUGCAAAUGAUCACUUGCGAAAUGUAUUCCUGAAGCAUUUUGAUAGAUUUUCUACCAACAUCAACAUGAAUUGCAAUAAAGUGCGUAAUUUAACAAAGGUGUCAAUGCUGAAGCAGGCUGUAACACAGAAGGAUAGACAAAAACAAUUGGACAGAUUCUUUCGAAGCAUAUUUGCACUGCUUUGGAACCACACGAGUACAUCACAGACAAAGCUUUCUCAAGCAGAUCUUAAUAAAUUAAUAGGAGAGAAGCUAGCCAAGGAUGUGAUGUAUACUGAGCUGACACUAUACGAAUUUGCCGAAGUUUUAAGUAUGCCUCCCGAGUCAAAUUUCGUUAAAAAGAUGUUUGAGUGGGCCGACAACAACAAAAAUGGAUUGAUAUCGUUUCGGGAAUUUAUAGCCGUGAUGACGGUGUUUUACAACGGCUCUGCAGAGGAAAAAACGGAAUUGUUGUUUAACAUGUACGACAUAAAUGCUAAGGGUACAUUGAGCAGAGACGAUUUUGCAAACUUGUUAAGAUCUCUAGUGGAAACGUAUAAAGUAGAUUUGAAUAAAGACGACUUGGAUCAGGCUAUACGAUCAACAAUGCACGCAGCUGGGCUAGCAGACAAGCAAGACAUUGAUUUGAUGGAUUUUCAACGCUUGCUUAAAGACUACAAGCAGCAGCUAAAGCUAGAAUUCAACAUUCCUGCGCAACAAGGUAAAGCGCAAAAACUUGCAAGCAGAGCUCAAAGAGCAAGAGAAAGCUUCUACAACGAUCCCAGAGAAUUACGUAAAAAAGUUGGAGGUAAAUUAGAAAAAGAGGCGGAAGAACCCAUCGACAAGAAUAUUGAAAUAAUCAAAACUUCGAUGUCUACGGGGACAUACUGGUAUCCAAUUACAAAGUACAUUGCCGAUAAGCAGCUGCAGAUUUUCUGGCUCUUCUUAUACACAACAGUGCUAAUAGCGAUAUUUGCCGAACGUGCUUACUAUUAUCAAGUUGAACGAGAGCACACUGGAUUACGACGAAUAUCAGGACCUGGAGUGACCUUAACAAGAGGUGCUGCAUCGGCAAUGAUGUUCACUUAUGCAACUUUACUCGUAACGAUGUCUCAGAACACCAUAACUGUGCUCAGAGAAACUUUUCUGCAUCAAUAUAUACCGUUCGAUUUGAGUUUAGAUAUGCACAAGUACGUUGCCAUCUGGGCCCUAGUUUUUACCAUGCUGCACGUCAUGGGUCAUGCCGUUAACUUCUACCACAUAUCAACACAAACAGCUGAUGACUUGACCUGCUUAUUCCCAAACUUCUUUCAUUCAACACACGAGAUACCAAAGUUCCACUACUGGUGCUGGCAAACAAUUACAGGAAUAACAGGCGUUGUGCUAACUAUUUUGACGGCAGUGAUAUUCCUAUUUUCUAUACCCUUAAUAAGAAGAAGGCUAUACAACUGGUUCCGCUACACACAUUCUAUGUACCCAAUAUUCUUCAUCCUCAUGAUUCUCCACGGCACUGGACGAUUAGUUCAGGAACCAUUCACCCAUUACUACCUCCUCGGACCGCUGAUUCUCUUCACAAUAGAUAAAAUAAUAACAGUGACGAGGAAAACUUCGGAGUUACAAAUCGUACAAGCAGACUGUCUGCCCUCAGGAGUAACGUGCCUCAAGUUCGAAAAGCCAUCAGAUUUCCAAUACAAAUCUGGACAAUGGAUCAGAAUAGCUUGCACGGAUUUGAACCCAAACGAGUACCAUCCUUUUACACUAUCGUCUUCACCUAACGAGCCGAAACUUUCAGUUCACAUCAGAGCAGUAGGCCCUUGGACUCAUGAUAUUCGAUAUAGGGUAGACCCAACUCUGAUGAAGGACUCAGAAAUGAAGCUUCCAAAGAUUCGAAUCGAUGGCCCGUACGGAGAAAGCGCACAGGACUGGUACAAGUACAAGACAGCCAUAAUGAUAGGUGGUGGAAUUGGAGUCACCCCGUUCUCUUCGAUACUAAAGGAUAUAGUAUACAAAUCGAAUAUCCACCAAAGUUUGGGAUGUCAAAAGGUAUACUUUUUAUGGAUAACAAGGACUCAACGGCAGUUUGAGUGGAUGGUCGACAUAUUAAGAGAGCUAGAAGUGGCGGAUAAGAACAAAGUUGUAACAGCUCAUAUAUUCAUAACGCAGUUUUAUGAGAAAUUUGAUGUCCGCACAGUAUUGCUGUACAUGUGCGAGCGUUAUUUUCACGGGGAAUCGAACAAAUCAUUGUUCACCGGACUUGAAGCAGUUACGCAUUUCGGACGGCCUGAUUUCCUAAAAUUUUUCAGGGCAAUUCGCAGAUUAAAUUCUAAAAAUCAUACCGUCGGAGUAUUCAGUUGUGGAUCUCGAUCGAUGGUACAAUCUGUUGGUCAGGCGUGCACUACGCUUAACAGAGAGACAAACGACGACGGCAUAUUCAAACAUCACUACCAGUCAUUUUAAUAGUAACAUAUUCAUAUAAAAAUAAUCACAACAAAAAUAAUAAUAAUAAAGGGCUAUUCACUCUUGAAAUCAGCUUUACAUCCUAGUUUCUAUUGAAUCACAUUUAUGAUACAUGAAUUCAUGUGGAAUUCUUUGCCUAUAGGCCGAAAUUGCAUGGAAAUUACCAUACUAGUCAUGAAAUGAUUCAGCAGUUAACAUUAAAAGUUAUGAAUUCAUCUGAAAUCUAUAUAAAAAUUAUGUGAAAUCAAUUCAAAAUCUCGUAAAAUCGUAUCUAAUCGCAUGAAAUCAUACAGAGUGUGAGAAAUCCAUGUAGUAUUUUGAAAUUAGUUAAAAUAAUCUGAAUUCCCUCGAAAUCAUUAGAAGUUACGAAAUGACUUGUACACUCAAAGUCUUAGUGAAUAGCCCCUCGAUUAAUUAGUAAUGAUAGCUACAAGUAAACGUUAAACAUUAAAAUACCUGUAACGAUAUAUGCAAACUUUUCUGUUGAAGACUUAUGUCUCAUAAUAAUAUUUGACUUCAGUGAAUUUUGAGGAUAACGGUUCGUUUUAUAUGCCGGAAAUCGAAAAAAAAAACCGUGUAGAAAGCACUGUCUAAUUGUAAUCAGAUGGUAGAAAUUAGCAAAUCGGAAACUGAAGUACCAUCGAGACUUCACUUUUUGAAUGCUGGCAAAAUCAAAUACAAGUAGGUAUGAUGCAAGACACGAUAUGGCUGUAUACUGUAUAUUUUGCUCAAUAUAGAUUGUAUGUACUCAA
This is a messenger RNA of Neodiprion virginianus, 5675 nucleotides long. RefSeq names its product dual oxidase-like. Gene Ontology annotation, biological process: response to oxidative stress; superoxide anion generation; defense response. Gene Ontology annotation, cellular component: NADPH oxidase complex; plasma membrane. NCBI's taxonomy places the organism in Eukaryota, Metazoa, Arthropoda, Insecta, Hymenoptera, Diprionidae. Gene Ontology annotation, molecular function: heme binding; peroxidase activity; superoxide-generating NAD(P)H oxidase activity. The record is from RefSeq and is a predicted model, not a curated record. Bases 151 to 4923 code for a protein of 1590 amino acids. The transcript is spliced from 26 exons.